GCGAUAGGAAGAAUAUUCCUUUGAAUAUCCUUAUUUGGUAAGACAGGAAGAAAGACUAUUUAUUUAGUCAUAGUUCUUUCUGAACGUUGUAUCUCGCGUUAUAGGGGGUCCUGUUGUACAUGUCAUCGAGUUAGGCGAGCAACAUGCGACUUUCAAACGGAAGCUACUCACCGUCGCGUGUCUCAGGCCACUGAGUCGAGGUCAUCAGAUGCCUAAGCCUGAGCCACCUGUUCCUGCAACUUUUGUGAUCGUAACAGUACCAGCCGCCUUCCAGAAAAAUGAUCCAUCUCUUGGAACCAUGCGACUUCCGCAGCCGGCGGCGGAAACACCUCGGAAACCAGAAGCUUGCUCUGGCGGGCAGAGCCAGAAUGAUGAAAGGAAGCCGCCCGCCCAGCUGUGGACGCUGGAAAGGAGAAAUGUUAUUGCGACGCAAUUA
This is a messenger RNA of Heterotrigona itama, 436 nucleotides long. The record is from the annotation of a GenBank genome assembly. NCBI's taxonomy places the organism in Eukaryota, Metazoa, Arthropoda, Insecta, Hymenoptera, Apidae.